CCGUCGCAGACGCUUCCUCCUGCCACGCCCCCCCGCAUCACGUGUCUGCGCUCUUUCCUCGGAUUCCCGGAUGUGGGUCAGUUCAUUUGCUCUCGUGCAGGGGAAGUCUGGAGAAGACAUUGUUUCAAUUAUUAAAAGUGUGGGGGCAGUGGGCGGAACAAACGCGCCGACUACAGAGGCUGGACGUAAGCUUAGCGGUGGCGCGCGUGCGCAGCGCUGGCCCGAGUUGCCAAAACAAAGGGUAUUUGGUGAUGGAGGCUUUGUUAGAAGGAAUACAAAAUCGAGGGCAUGGGGAUUUUUGACAUCUUGUGAAGCAGAACUACAGGAGCUCAUGAAACAGAUUGACAUAAUGGUGGCUCAUAAAAAAUCUGAAUGGGAAGGACGGACACAUGCUCUAGAAACUUGCUUGAAAAUCCGUGAACAGGAACUUAAGACCCUUAGGAGUCAGUUGGAUGUGACACAUAAAGAGGUUGGAAUGUUGCAUCAACAGGUAGAAGAAUAUGAAAAAAUCAAGCAAGAGAUGACCAUGGAGUAUAAGCAGGAGUUGAAGAAACUACAUGAAGAAUUACGCAUACUGAAGAGAAGCUAUGAAAAGCUUCAGAAAAAGCAAAUGAGGGAAUUCAGAGGAAAUACCAAAAAUCACAGGGAAGAUCGAUCUGAAAUUGAGAGGUUAACUGCAAAAAUAGAGGAAUUCCGUCAGAAAUCGCUGGACUGGGAGAAGCAACGCUUGAUUUAUCAGCAACAGGUAUCUUCACUGGAGGCACAAAGGAAGGCUCUGGCUGAACAAUCAGAGAUAAUUCAGGCUCAGCUUGCCAAUCGGAAACAGAAAUUAGAGUCUGUGGAACUUUCUAGCCAAUCAGAAAUUCAACACUUAAGCAGUAAACUGGAGCGGGCUAAUGACACUAUCUGUGCCAAUGAGUUGGAAAUAGAGCGCCUCACCAUGAGGGUCAAUGACUUGGUUGGAACCAGUAUGACUGUCCUGCAGGAGCAGCAGCAAAAAGAAGAAAAAUUGAGGGAAUCGGAAAAGCUAUUAGAGGCUCUGCAGGAAGAAAAGAGAGAAUUGAGGGCAGCUCUUCAGUCUCAAGAAAAUCUCAUACGUGAGGCAAGAAUACAAAAGGAGAAGUCACAAGAAAAAGUAAAGGCAACUGACACUCAACAUGCUGUAGAAGCUAUAAGGCCACGGGAAGAAUCUCUGGCAGAAAAGAAGUACACCUCUCAAGGGCAGGGGGACUUAGACAGUGUGCCCUCCCAGUUGAAUUUUACCCAUACUAGUGAGGAACUUCUGCAGGCAGAGGUGACUCGUCUUGAAGGCAGUUUGGAAUCUGUGAGUGCAGCGUGUAAACAGCUGAGCCAAGAACUAAUGGAAAAAUAUGAAGAAUUGAAGAGGAUGGCAACACAUAACAAUGAAUACAAAGCAGAGAUUAAGAAGUUGAAAGAACAGAUUUUACAGGGUGAACAAAGUUACAGUUCUGCACUAGAAGGAAUGAAGAUGGAAAUCUCCCAUCUAACUCAGGAGUUACAUCAGCGAGAUAUCACUAUUGCUUCCACCAAAGGUUCUUCCUCAGACAUGGAAAAGCGACUCAGAGCAGAGAUGCAAAAGGCAGAAGACAAAGCAGUAGAGCAUAAGGAGAUUUUGGAUCAGCUGGAGUCACUCAAAUUAGAAAAUCGUCAUCUUUCUGAAAUGGUGAUGAAAUUGGAAUUGGGUUUACAUGAGGGCCCCAUGCAGAACCUCAUGAGACGUGACUUCAGAGGCCUCCUCUCUGACAGGUGAGGGAGGUGUCAGCUUUUCAGAGAGAGAGGCUGCCUUGCCUGGGGACACAGAGCUAGCCAGUGGCCAAAGCAGCAGUGGAUGCAGUUGUCCUGAUCCUGAUGCACAGUUCAAGAACCUUUUUUUUUUUUUUUUCACAUGUGAAAACAUCUAUUGGGCAAACGGAAAAAACAUUUGACCUCAUAUUCCUCAUACCUGACAUGGUAAGUUAAUUUUUUUUUCUUUUUUCUUUUUCUUUUUAUUUUUUUAUUAUUAUUAUACUUUAAGUUUUAGGAUACAUGUGCACAACGUUGCACCAGCUCUUUUGUAAAUCAAGAUUUUGUUUUGAUCUAUACACUUGUAGGUGGUAUACAGAGUGAAAUGAAAAGAUGGUUUGCACCAGUGACAUAACUCAUCCUAGUGAGUGCCAUCCUUUGGUGUAGCUAUAAGGGUGGGGGAGCUAAGAUGUCCCUUUCAGAGGCCUUAUACACCAGCAUCAGAUUUGGUGAUAAUUUAAGGUUAUCCAAUGAAUCUGCAUCUCCCAGAAGGCUUAGAUGGCCACUGCCUAUCUUUUGGGGCCUUUGGAACCAAGUGAUGUUUCAGGAUUAUAAGGGACAUACUGCUAACCAGAAGCAGCCAUCUGUACACACUCCUGCCCCUGCUCUCGGUGACAGCUAGAGAAUGAGUGGAAAGCCAGCUGACAUCUGAUUGUUGACAACCAGCUCCCUCAGUGUCAGUGCUCAAACUUGUAAUAAGUGCCUGGCUUUAUCCAAAGUCUCUGAAACCUGCUAGAUGGUGAUGCUAAAGCCAUGCUAACGGGAAGAGAAUUUACUGCAGGCUGACUCAAGGGCAGCAGUCUGGGGAAUUAAGCUUGGCUCCUGCGAGGAAAUUAGGCAGAAUCAAUUAAGGAUGCGGGCAAUUGAGGCAAAAAGAGAGACAUUAAUGUUGGAUGUUAGAACGUCAGAAGGAAACUGGACCAGCAGUUACAAGCUAUAGCACUAACCAAAAAACCCCACAUCAGUAACUUGGGAAAGACAGAAGGAAAUGAAUGAUGUUGUGAAAAUAUCUGAAUUCCUCCCCAAAUUACUUUAUUAAAUCAGUCUUUAAUGAGGCAAUUUCAGGGAGGUGGAAUGGACUGGCAAAAAGUAAUGACAUCCGCCCUGACAACCAAGCAGGGAUAAAUCAGCAAGUGCAGAUUACAUGUCCUCAGCUAUUAAGGAAUUAGCUAAUUAAUUUACCAAACUUUUGGCAGUUAUUUUAAAGGUAAAGAGAGUUAGUAGAGGGAUGCAUAGAUAGGUUACUGAUCUUUAAAGAAACAGUUAAAGGAAUUCAGGGGACUGUGAGCUAUUUUUACACAUCUCAGGCAGUGUGAGGAGUUUUGCACAUGGUAAUCGCCAUGUUGGAACUAACUUUAAAUGAUGCAAAAUGUUAGGGAGAGUUUUAAUGAUAAGCUGCAGGCCAGAAUAGGGCCAUUGUUAAGUAUCUGGACCAGGGCAAAAAGCUGACAGUUUCACUCAAGGCAAGUGUCAGUUUUCCGCAUCUAUGUAGGCUGGCAGAGUCUGUAGGAAAGUUCCACAGAGCAAAAGGACUCCAAUCAAUACUCAAGAAAGACAAGAUAGGUCAAAAAACACCCACCCCAAAAUCGGGUUGGUAACCCCUGAACUGCAGUCUCAUUGAGUCCUAUAGCCCUGCCAGGGAGGCAAUCUAGUCUCCAACAUAUAGAUGAGAGCCCUGAGGCUGCAAGAGGUUAAGGGCCUUACCAAAAGGAACAAAACUAAUAGGUGGUAAAUUAAAAACUGGGAGCCAGGUCUUUCUGGCUUUAACUUUGGCACUCCUUCUAAAGGAUGCUAGGAUGCUUAUACUGGAUCAAGGAGGUGAUACCACGCUAAGUGGUAGACCCAGGUGUUUCUAGCUUCGAAUCUGGCAUUCCUUCUACAGUAUGCGAGAGAGCUUAUACUGGAUAAAGAGGAAUAUAUCCUGGAACUGGAAAAAAUACUAAGCAUUUUCAAAUUUGUAAAAUCAGAGGAAAAUAAUCAUGUUCUGAAAGAUGCUAGGCACAAAUGGAGCUAAGAGACUCGUGGCUAUUUCAUCAGUUAAAAGAGAGUUCCACAUUCCAUUCCAC
This is a messenger RNA of Nomascus leucogenys (northern white-cheeked gibbon), 3869 nucleotides long. RefSeq names its product centrosomal protein 63 (gene CEP63). The record is from RefSeq and is a predicted model, not a curated record. Gene Ontology annotation, biological process: de novo centriole assembly involved in multi-ciliated epithelial cell differentiation; centriole replication. The transcript has 13 exons. NCBI's taxonomy places the organism in Eukaryota, Metazoa, Chordata, Mammalia, Primates, Hylobatidae. Gene Ontology annotation, cellular component: centriole. The coding region runs from base 71 to 1771 and encodes 566 amino acids.